AUGGACGAACAAUUAUGUUGCCUAUCGAAGUUAGUAAUUAAAUUCCUCAAGAAAAGGACACCGAAAAAACGUAAUGUCACCGUACCAUCGUUACCCACCGAAUGCAUGCAACAAGUUUUUCAGCACAUAGUCGAUCAAGGAGAAGGCUUAUAUCGUCUAUAUCCAUUCUUGCUGGUCAAUCGUUAUUGGUGUAAAAAUGUUGUACCUUUCUUAUGGGCUCGACCAUUUGAGGACUUAAAACCAGAAAACCGAUAUAAAAUAAUGUUGAUUUAUCUUUCUUCUCUUAACGAUCAAGAAAAAUCAGAGUUGAACUCGUCGUUGAAACCUUAUAAAAUCACCAUACCCAACUUAAAACCUCCCUUGUUUGACUAUCCAAUGUUGCUAGAAGAACUUUCUUAUAAAAAUGUUGAGAUGACAGCACACUCUUGCAUAUAUAAGUGGAAUAGCGAAGCUUUCAAACAAAAAGAAAAAGAAGAACAAAUCCUCGUAUUAUCAACCGCCUUAUGUAAACUAUUUCUAAGAAAGUCUACAAAUCUAAGGACAUUUAUAAUUGACAAAUUUCUGGGGCACUCUGAUAUUCCCGAUUGCUCAAUAUUUGUCUACAAUCAACCCGGACUGCGAAACAUUUCGAGCCUUUCGAUCGAUUAUACAAGACCUAUUAUGGAGAAUACCAUUCGACUUCUAGAAGCAAUUCCCUCUAUAUGUACAAGCAUUCGAUGUUUAAACAUAAGGAUUCCAUUUUUUGAAAGUAAUCCCGAAGUAAUACAAGCCGUCGUAGAAAUAAUUCAAUCGCAAACUUGUCUCACCGAAUUCAGCCUCGAAGGAGUCAGAAGCGGAGAGUCCAAAGACAUCAUUAACGCGCUACAUCAAUCAAUCACUUUAACCAUAAUAAAACUCGAAAACGUGAACAUCACCACCACAACACUAUCGACCCUAUCCCUUUGUCAAAACCUUCAAAGUCUGUCCAUCUUAAGAUGCCAAGGAUUAACCGUUGAAGAGAUCACUGGUGCUGGAAGUAGCAACAGCAAUGAAAAUUUGUGGAAUAGAAUGAGGUUUAAUCUAAAAAUAUUGCAUCUCAAAAGUUCUCCAAGGUUUCCAGCAAUUCCUGCGUCGAUAAUUCGGUCCGCGGGGGACUUCUUGCAAGAAUUGAGUCUUGAUGUGAUAACGACCGAAACCGUAGAAUCCAUAACUUCGCGCUGUCCAAACAUAUUGAACCUGCAACUUUACAAUUUUCUCCCUCAACACAAUUCCUUGCUAGGCAAAUUAUUCCAAGGUCUCAAACAUAUUAAGAAACUGACCAUAUCAAUGCACCAUAGACAUAUGAAUAGAGAAAAUAUGGCCAUAUCAGGAAGAGAAUUGCCUGUAAGUUUAGAGUACUUAAAAUUACAAUGCAGUUUCAAUAAUGCUCAAUUAGAAAAUUUGCUGAGAGAAUGCAGAUCCCCCUUGAAAACCUUGAUUAUAGAUUUUAGGAAGUUUGAAUAUUUGGAUUUGAAGGUGAUAACCAAUUUCGUAAAGUCGAAGAGAACAUUAAAAUAUCUGGGCAUAGGUGGAAGAAUUGGGUGGUGCGCUGCAGAAGUGAAGGAGUUGGAAAUUUUGAAACAAAGAUACGGCGUGAACCUAAUUCCUCGACCUGAUGUUGACAGGUGGUGA
This is a messenger RNA of Acaulospora morrowiae, 1650 nucleotides long. The record is from the annotation of a GenBank genome assembly. Lineage: Eukaryota; Fungi; Glomeromycota; Glomeromycetes; Diversisporales; Acaulosporaceae.